Microsporum canis CBS 113480 is the source of this 1344-nucleotide messenger RNA. RefSeq names its product o-acetylhomoserine (thiol)-lyase. The record is from RefSeq and is a predicted model, not a curated record. Gene Ontology annotation, biological process: transsulfuration. Gene Ontology annotation, molecular function: pyridoxal phosphate binding; transferase activity, transferring alkyl or aryl (other than methyl) groups. Lineage: Eukaryota; Fungi; Ascomycota; Eurotiomycetes; Onygenales; Arthrodermataceae. The transcript is spliced from 4 exons. Bases 1 to 1344 code for a protein of 447 amino acids.
AUGGCAGACCCUUUCGCAACUUGGAAAGUCAAUUCGAAAGACGAAGGUCGCAGAUAUAAUACUCUUCAGGUCCAUGCUGGCCAGCAGCCUGACUCGGCAACCAAAUCCAGGGCCGUUCCAAUAUAUGCAACUGCACCUACUGUUGAGGUAUUUGAGAGGAGGGCUGCAGCAUUAGAGGGCGGCUCCGCAGCCGUUGCUACCGCCUCUGGCCAAUCUGCAGUGUUUCAAACUAUCCUGAACCUGGCGGGAUCUGGAGACAACAUCAUCUCGUCGGUCAAUCUAUAUGGUGGGAGUUAUAGCAUGUUCAAAACCCUUCUACCACGAUUAGGGAUUGAGGUGAGAUGGGCAACAAGUGAGAAACCCGAGGAAAUCACAGGACUCAUUGAUGAGAAAACUAAAAUGGUCUUCGUUGAAACAAUUGGGAAUCCUCGGUGUAGUGUACCGGAUCUCCGAAGAAUUUCAGACAUCGCACAUUUACAAGGUGUUCCGCUUGUAGUAGACAACACCUUCGGGGCCUGCGGGGCCUUUUGUCAGGUCAUUGACCAUGGAGCAGACAUUGUGGUCCACUCAGCUACCAAAUGGAUGGGAGGUCAUGGAACGACAGUUGGAGGUGUCAUAAUAGACUCCGGAAGGUUCAAUUGGGGGCAAAGUGCAACUCUGUUUCCUCACCUGGCCGAAAAGUCUGGACCUCUGAACUUUGCCUAUUACGAGGCGUUCGGCAACUGCGCUUUCGCGGUGGCUCUUCGGAUCAACGUGGUCAUGGAAGUGGGCUCGGUUCUCGGUCCUUUUGCCGCUCAACAGCUUCUUCUUGGUCUAGAAACUCUCAGCUUGAGAUGCGAGAGAAUCGGUUCAAAUACACUGAAAAUUGCGCGCUUCUUGGAGUCAGAUCCCCGAAUUGGCUGGGUAAACUAUCCAGGACUUGAGAGAAAUGAAUAUCACGAACUUGCAAAGAAAUACUUGACUGGCGGGUUUGGCGGUGUUCUCUCCUUCGGCGUGAAAGGUGGUACCCGCGCGACUGAGAUUCUGAUUGACCAUGUUGAUGACUCGAAAACGAUGAUGACUCACCCUUGGGGUUCUACACAUGUUAUUAUGUCCGAGAAAGACAGGGUUGGAGCAGGAAUCACGGAGGAUCUUCUUCGUCUAUCAGUAGGGACCGAAGAUGUAGAGGAUCUCAUCCACGACUUCGAUCAAGCACUCGCUAGCCCAGAUCUUCCCCUGGAAAACGUGAUCAACGAGCAUUCUCAAGUGGCUAUACCAGUUUCGAACGAAGGCAUGUCCGUCCAAGGUACAGCUUUGAUUGACAAUCGAUCUACUUUGGAAGAAAAGCUCAAGUUGAAAGUGUAA